This is a messenger RNA of Pristis pectinata (smalltooth sawfish), 2050 nucleotides long. It is a transcript of the gene clxn, whose product is annotated as calaxin. The record is from RefSeq and is a predicted model, not a curated record. Lineage: Eukaryota; Metazoa; Chordata; Chondrichthyes; Rhinopristiformes; Pristidae. The transcript is spliced from 6 exons. Gene Ontology annotation, molecular function: calcium ion binding. The coding region runs from base 56 to 706 and encodes 216 amino acids.
CUUGACGUUGCCAGGGUAACCGUUGGCCUUGGUGACAGACGGCGGGGCGGCGGCCAUGUCGCGGAUGCGGUCCCUCGACAUGAAGAGGAAGCAGUUCCAGCUGCUGGCCGGCGCUCUCUGCAGGCUCACCCGGCGGUUCAACAGACGUGAAGUGCAGUGUUUGAUGAAAGUCUUCAGUACCCUUGCUGACACUUUUCCUGAGCAACAUAUUACAGUUGGACUCGAUCGAAACAAAUUUAGGAAUGUUUUGCACACCACUUUUGGAAUGACUGAUGAUAUGAUCAUGGACAGGGUUUUUCGUGCAUUUGACAAAGACAAUGAUAGCUACGUCAACAUGAAAGAGUGGAUUGAAGGACUGUCAAUAUUCCUCCGAGGGACUUUGGAUGAAAAGAUAAAAUUCUGUUUUGACGUUUUUGAUCUAAAUGGAGAUGGAUUCAUUUCACGAGAGGAGAUGUUUCACAUGCUCAAAAGUAGCCUGGUCAAACAACCGACAGAAGAAGAUCCUGAUGAAGGAGUAAAAGACUUGGUAGAGAUAGCACUGAAAAAGUUGGACUAUGAUCAUGAUAACAAGGUUUCAUAUGCGGACUUUGAGAAGGCAGUGAAAGAUGAAAACCUCUUAUUGGAAGCUUUUGGACCUUGUCUCCCAGAUCCAAAGAGGGCACUCGCUUUUGAGGAACAGGCCUUUAAGAAAUCCAAGGAUGAUUAAUAUUGAUGCUGCUUCAGAUUUCUCCUUCACUGUAUUUAUAAUGGUUAAAUCAACUCACCAUUCAUUACCAGUAGCUCAAGCAUGAAAUAAUGUGAUAAUCUGAACAUUGAAAUUGGUUGUGAUUUUUCCCACAUCAACUGUAUAAAAUAUUCUUCCUGUCAUACUGACAUGAUGAGAAAUCACUGUUACAUUAAUUAGAUAAAUGAAUGGUACAGAAUUGCAAACACCUCCAGUAGACAAUUUUACAAAAAUAUCUGUAUGGUUAGGUUAAAAACAAGUACUGAAGAUCGCAAAAUAAAUUUGUGCUGCCAGUUAUUAAUUUUUCUUCCGUUUAAAAAAAAAUUGAUGAAGUAAAAUGCAAAGGCCUGUGAUGGGAAGGACCAUUUUAUAAACUGUUUCAGAGGACAAUUUGUACAAUACUUGUAGGACAUUCAUGAUUGCUUAAACUUAUUUUACAAUUUUAAAAAAGGAUAGAAAUAUGUUUUUAUACAUUUAAUGAAACAAUGUACAUUUAUAAAUAUGUUUAAAAUUGAUUAUGGCAAUGCACUGCAACAUUGUACUCACCCCGGUGCCAUGUUUAUUUGCUUGUAUUGUAUGUAUAAUGAAGUGAUAGUAUAAACUCAAUACAUUAACUGAACAUUGUUAAUGUUUCUGUUAAUUUAGUAAUUUGCUUUAUUGUGUUGACACGGAUACAUGUACAUUCAGAAAACUUUCAAUUGAAAUGAAACAGGCUGCUGACUAAUUUCAUUCCGUUUUUUCUUGUUUUUGUCCCUCCAAUCCAGACAGCAUUAAAAUGACGGUUAUUUCUGCAAUAAUUGUUUCCAUAAAUCAGUCAUAAGUUCAGCAGUGUAAUUCCUUUCAAAAUCAGUGAAUUAAAGAGGAAGAGGGAAAUCUAACUUGAUCCAUUAGUUCUAAGAUUCAGGAGAAAUAUCUGCCUUUGUGGUGAUUUGGGAAUGCUUGAUCUUAGGCAACAAAGUGGAUAGAAACUUAUAAAGUCUUUGCCUACAUUGAAGCAUCACCUUCAGGUAUGACUUAGUUUAUUUCUUGAAUAGGUGUAGCCCCAGUUAGAGAAUUCAAGUGAAAUGGAAGGUGAGAUUUGUGUCCUCCUUGCUUUUCUAAUUCAUUCAGGAGCCUUUCUUGUGUUACUAAGAACGCCCCAAGACUAAUGGUCACUAAUGGCUUACAGCUUCCUCGGAAAACUUCUGCAUGUCUUUCUUUUCCCACAUCCAGUUUAAGUCUGUCGAAAAUUAGGAGUUUUUUUCUCUAGAAGCUAUCAUGGCAGUGCUUGCAAAAUUUUGUUCACUGUAGUCCAUAGUUUUAGUUAAUAAAAGAAAAUGCACAAUA